Messenger RNA from Hyposmocoma kahamanoa, 4129 nucleotides. It is a transcript of the gene rempA, whose product is annotated as intraflagellar transport protein 140 homolog. Gene Ontology annotation, biological process: intraciliary retrograde transport. Gene Ontology annotation, molecular function: protein binding. NCBI's taxonomy places the organism in Eukaryota, Metazoa, Arthropoda, Insecta, Lepidoptera, Cosmopterigidae. The record is from RefSeq and is a predicted model, not a curated record. The coding region runs from base 1 to 4086 and encodes 1361 amino acids. The transcript is spliced from 10 exons. Gene Ontology annotation, cellular component: intraciliary transport particle A; axoneme; ciliary basal body.
AUGACACUGUACAUUGAUACGAAGCUUACUGUUACAGAUACAGAUGUCGUAUCCACUGUAGGGUCUUGGCAUCCUUCCUUACCACUUCUCGCAAUCGGUUCCUAUCAUCAAGAGAAAGGUGGAUUUGUUACAAUUUUUCAGGAAAAUGGAAUUGCCUUAGAAGAUUGCGUAUGGCCAAUACUAUUUUCAAAUCAAGUAACUGCACUAGCUUGGCAUCCUACGAGAAAACUACUUGUGGUCGGUUGGGAUGGCGGCGAGCUGUACAUUUGGCUGGAAUAUGCGUGGGCGCGAUUGGAAGCUCCUCAUAAUGCAGCUCUAACAACGAUCGCCUUCAGUUUAGGAGGAGGAAGACUGUUAGCCUCAGAUGCUGCUGGAUCCCUUUCAGGGUGGCAGGCCAGCUCUGGUGCACCUUUGACGUCAUUCCAUCAUCAACUUGGUGAUGUUAUCACACACAUAACUUUUUGUUCACCACAACCAAGCAGUGAAUCUUCUAUCAGGGGCCUAGCUCGAGCAGCAGUAGCAGGAGACGAAAACGCGUUGGAUGCCCUUGCGGCUUGGAGGCCUCGUACUACCGCAAGGAUGAGGGAAGGUAUACAACCAGACAACCAUAGCUGCUAUGCUGCUCAAGAUAAUGGUGUUAUACUAUAUAUUGACAGUUCAGGAUCUUGUACAGAAGUCCUUAGUGCUCCAGGAAGUGUAAUAUUUAUGGGAAUCAUAAGCAACAUUUAUCUUCUAGUUGCCUGGGAGUCUGGGGGCGCCCUCAGCUUGACAAGGUUCCUCACAGCUGAAGAUGGUAUUCUAUCAUCUGAUACACAUGUAAGGAUGUCUGCUAGAAACGGUCAGAGUAUUGUUCUUUGUGGCAACUUUUAUGUUGCUGUUAUAACAGGAGGAAACUUGAUUAGAAUCUGGGACAGUGAGACAGGGGACAAUGAUGUCUUGCCCAAUGAACGGGAAGAUAUUGCAUCAGGAGAUACUUUGACAAGCAUUAACUAUUGUAGCUUAAGUGACACAUUGUGUUGUGGGACAUCUCAGGGAAAUAUAUACUUUUGGAGGAGAGACCACAGAAAUUCUUGGAAAUUGAUAAGCAGUACUACUGUAAAGGGAACUGUGAAAGAAGUAAGUUGGGGCUCAGAAGGUCUUAUGAACCCGUUGCUUCAUGUUAAUUGUAUCACAAGUGUGUAUUUACUUCGGGAGCAGCCUGUCUGCUGGGGGUAUUCACCUAAUGCGUGGAUGGUGCAAAAAUCAGCUCAUGAAAUAGCAGUUCUGAACGAUGCAAACAUAAACUCAAGCAUCAAGAGCACUAUUACAGUAAGAGCCUUAGCAUUUCAAGACCAAUAUGUGGCACUGGGAGAUGGGAAAGAGGUGCAGAUUUGGGUGUGCAAUAAAGACAAUGAAAUAAAAUUUACACUUUUGCGCUCGUUCCCUUGGAAAACUGAUGUUCUGAUCAUCUACAAUGACAUCUUGGUGGGUGUAGUUACUCCUCACAUUGAAUGCUACACCAUAACUGGCACAAGCCUUGGAAUUUUACCCAGCACUGAAGGCGAAGGUGAACCCAUAGGAAUUACAAACACCAACAAAUUUAUAGUUAUUGCGAGCAUGGAUGGCACUCUUAAAUUAGCUGAAAUUACGAAAAAAGGACUGCGAAUGCCAUAUCCGCCCAAAAAUUGUUAUCAAAUGAUUGAAGACUUUGGAGAAGUCAUGAGAGCUUCAGUAAACUGCACAGGUCGUUACAUUUGCCUCAGUCUAGCUAAUGCUGGGUUGGCGCCCGACCCUCGUCUCUAUCUGUGGGAUGUAGCGAAUGACGUUAUUACAAAUUCACUUCUCUCGGAAAACACUUCUCCGCCAUUCCAAAGCGUUCCAAUAGCAAUUGUGUGGGAUGCUAAUGAUCCCAGGAUCGUUGCAGUUCAUAUGCGCUCAGUAGAUUUUGAUCGUAUUCAUCUAUUUUUCUGCCAUGAAGGAAGUCUGUUUGAAUAUAAAAACUGGUGCUCUUCGCAAGAGUUGUUCACGUUGGACUUCAUGCUUUGCGCCCUCAGUACGCCGUACGUCGUAGUAUUGUCUCAACAGAAUAUUAAAAAAAUUAUUAUGCGGGAAUUUGAGGACUCCACCGAUCACGAAGACGCCGGCGUACGACAAGUAUUAGAUUUCUUGUAUUACAUAAUGACGGGUCACUUAGAAAAGGCAGUCGUUGUUGGAACAAACAUUUCAGGAAGUAAAGGUUCAGUUAUUUGGGACAGCUUGGCGAAAGAAUGUGUAGCGCGAAAACGACCUGACGUUGGAGCUGUGUGUCUCGGGAAGAUGGGGAACAUAAAAGGGGCUUUAAUGAUGCGCAAAGCCAUGAAUGACAACGAUAUUGAUGACACUUGCAAAGUCGGCAUUCUCGCAUUGAAUCUCGGCAUGACAGAUGAAGCUGAACUAUUGUUCAAAGAAGCUCAAAGACCUGAUCUGAUUACACGACUAGUAGCAGCUAAAGAAGGAGGGUUGAAUGAGAUAACAACAAGCGGUAACGACGGAGAGAAUGUACUGCUCGUAAAAAGUGCUCAGCACAAACUUGCCAAGGUUCUGUGGUCCAAUGGUGAAACUGGAUCUGCUCUGAAACUAUUUGAAAGUGCAGGCACACUUGUGCCUCAUGUCCCUCGCAUGCUUAUAGCCCAGGGACAAGCACCUGCCCUUGCGCAGUAUGUUUCCAGUUCAAAUGAUCCCACUCUUAUUACAUGGUGGGGUCACUACCUUGAAAGUAUUGGUGAUUUAGAUGGAGCUCUGGAGGCAUAUGGUCGUGCCCAUGAUUUUGGGGAGCAAACGAGACUCUUGUGUCAUAUGAACAAAUUAGAAGAAGCUGAAAAAUUGUGCCAGAAAAACAAACCUGCUAUGUAUCAAAUGGCAAGGUUUUUAGAAAUGCAGCCGGACAAUACUGAAAAAGUUGUAAAGUUAUACAUAAAAUGUGGAGCAGUAACGUCAGCUAUUCGUGUGGCUGCCGAGGCAACCGCUUGGAAUCUCGUUUGGCGCGCAGGAUCUGCAUCCGCAACCCACGCUUUGCACGCUGCAUCCAUUCUUGAGAACGCUGGACAAAAUGAACAAGCUAUUGCUUUGUAUCAGAAAGCAGGCAAACCGCAUAUGGCGCUAAAGCUAGCAAUUAACUGCGGAGACACAAACGCGAUGAUCGCAGCGGUGGAGUCAUUGGGUGAUCGCGUCGAUCCUGAGCAAGCGCACAUUCUUGCCUCCUAUUUGCGCGAGGCCGACCACCAUUCACACGCUGCUGCUUUAUUGGCUACAGCUGGAAAGUACGAAGAAGCACUAGACAUAGUAGAACAAUCGGCGACCCCACUAUCAGAGGAUCUGAGCGAGCGACUAGCGGCGCCAGCAGGCACUGCAGGCCGCGACGCGCUGCUGCGGCGGCUGGCUGACGUGUUGGGAGGAAGAGGAUUAUAUCAUCAGGCUGCUAAGCGGUUAGCCCAUGCUGGAGACAAGGCGGGAGCAAUGCGAUGGCUAAUGCGUUCAGGCGACGCAGACCGCAUAGCGACAUUUGCAGCUGCCACACGCGACCGGGCAGCACAACUCAUGGCAGCUGACUACUUAAGGAGGCAUUCUGACUGGCGCACACGACCAGAUUUGACCAGACACAUUCUGCAUUUCUAUACGAGGGCUAAGGCAUAUAACAAGUUAGCUGCAUUUUAUGCGGAGUGCGCUAAGACCGAGGUGGAUGAAUAUGGUAACUAUGAUAAAGCUCUGGAAGCAUUAAAAGAAGCAACCCGGUGUCUUUCGAAAUCGUCGGACCCCGAAACAGGGGUUCAGACAAUGGCUCUACAGGAGCAGGCAGCAUUCGUCAAACGAUUCUUGGAUAUGAAAAAGAGCUUAGAAGCUGGGGAACUUAAUGCAGGAAUAACAAGUGGCCAACAACUCCUUCGUGCUGUAAGCGGCCGGUCCGGUUUGGUUACGGAGGAAAAAGUGCUUAAGUUAAUAACACUGCUGGCGCCGAACCAUCCGGAUACCCCACAAUUUGAACUACAACUGAAGGCGUUACAGCAGAACCCAGAAGAAAAAAGCCUGUCCACAGAUUCCCCGGAUCAGAGCAUCGAAGAGAUUAUUUAGUUUUUGUUAAAACUAAUAUAUUUGUGAUUUAUGUAAAAAUAAU